GGUAAAUUAUUGUUCACAGGGUCAAGAAAAACCCCAAACAACAAACCAAGCACCUAUUAAAGGACAGUUUCUGGAUUUCUCCUUCUGCACAGCAUUUCACACUGUGACAGUGCCUGUGUGUGAGAGAGACGAAGAAUGGAGAAGUCCAGGAAAGCAUUUGUUGAUGUCAUGGAUAAGAUGGAAGCAGAUGCCAGAUCAAUGCGUCGUGAUGAGCUGUUUUUUUCUUACAAGGGAAUUCUGUACCCUACCACUCUUUGUAGUCCUGAAGCAUUCAAAGCCUUGGAGUCUUUUGAAGCCAGAAGGGAUGAUGUAAUUUUGGCAGGAUACCCUAAAUCCGGCACCAACUGGCUGAGUCAAAUCUUAACUGACCUGAUAGCCAUAUCCCAAAAGAAAACACCGGGUGGGGAAAGCAGUGCAAAUGCUGAAGAAGAAUUCCCCUACCUCGAAGUUGGAGAUGCUGAGAAAUAUGAGCGAAUGACCAAAUUACCUUCUCCAAGAUUUAUAGUUACUCAUCUCCGUCCUGAAAAUCUUCCCAAGUCUAUCUUCCAAAACAAAGUUAAGAUAUUGUUACUGAUUCGUAAUCCAAAAGACGUAGCUACAUCUUUUUAUCAUUUUUGCAAUGGCCUGGCAGCUUUUCCCUCUUAUGAGACCUGGGAUGAUUUCUUCACAGAUUUCAUGACAAAGAAAAUGGCCUGGGGAUGCUACUUGGAAUAUCUUUCUGAAUGGAACAAAUAUGUUGAUCAAGAAAAUAUUAUGGCAGUAACUUAUGAAGAGGUGAAAGAGAAUCGUGCCCUGGCUGUGAAAAACAUAGCUACAUUCUUUGGAAUUCCUCUGACUGAGGAAGAGCUCCAGCUUGUGGUAGAGAGGAGCAGCUUCCAGUCUAUGAAGAAAAAGUCAGACAAGACCCAUGGGUCAUUUGGGAAUGUUCUGUUUCGCAAAGGUGGUGUAAGUGACUGGAAGAAUCUUUUCAGUGAAGAUCAGAAUGAGAAAAUGGACAAAGCAUUCGAAGAACGUAUGGCAGGAACGAAACUCGGGAAAAAGCUGAAGUAUGACGUGUACUGCAAAGCCUGAAGAGUAAUGAAAAGUGGUUAGACCAAGAACUUUGCAAGGCAGACUCCAAUCAUCUGAAUGCUGUAUAAGAGAAAACUAAAUCAAACGAUGCAAGCACCUUAGGAUUACUGUAAGAAUCAUUGCAGCAGCCUUUACAGUGAC
Prinia subflava (tawny-flanked prinia) is the source of this 1212-nucleotide messenger RNA. Its product is annotated as sulfotransferase 6B1-like. Gene Ontology annotation, molecular function: sulfotransferase activity. The transcript is spliced from 7 exons. NCBI's taxonomy places the organism in Eukaryota, Metazoa, Chordata, Aves, Passeriformes, Cisticolidae. The record is from RefSeq and is a predicted model, not a curated record. Gene Ontology annotation, cellular component: cytoplasm. The coding region runs from base 136 to 1071 and encodes 311 amino acids. Gene Ontology annotation, biological process: sulfation.